Molecule: messenger RNA, 400 nt
Organism: Hyalella azteca
Lineage: Eukaryota; Metazoa; Arthropoda; Malacostraca; Amphipoda; Hyalellidae
Product: histone H4
Exons: 1
Coding region: 18-329 (103 amino acids)
Biological process (GO): nucleosome assembly
Cellular component (GO): nucleosome
Molecular function (GO): DNA binding; protein heterodimerization activity; structural constituent of chromatin
Source: RefSeq, a predicted model, not a curated record
CUCUAGUAUCAGCUACGAUGACAGGUCGCGGUAAAGGAGGCAAGGGACUAGGAAAGGGGGGCGCCAAGAGGCAUCGCAAGGUUUUACGUGAUAACAUCCAGGGUAUCACCAAGCCCGCCAUUCGUCGGCUGGCUCGUCGUGGUGGCGUCAAGCGUAUUUCGGGUCUCAUUUAUGAAGAGACUCGCGGUGUGCUCAAAGUAUUCCUGGAAAAUGUCAUCCGUGAUGCCGUCACCUACACCGAGCAUGCUAAGAGGAAGACCGUCACUGCCAUGGAUGUCGUGUACGCUCUGAAGAGACAGGGCCGUACUCUCUACGGCUUCGGAGGUUAAAUAAAAUGGCCUUCAUUGAGUCCGCACCUGGAGACCGGUGCCGUGGACUCGGACCUUUUCAGGUCCACAAA